Sabethes cyaneus is the source of this 1881-nucleotide messenger RNA. It is a transcript of the gene bib, whose product is annotated as neurogenic protein big brain. Bases 1 to 1881 code for a protein of 626 amino acids. The record is from RefSeq and is a predicted model, not a curated record. Gene Ontology annotation, molecular function: water channel activity. Lineage: Eukaryota; Metazoa; Arthropoda; Insecta; Diptera; Culicidae. The transcript has 6 exons. Gene Ontology annotation, cellular component: plasma membrane. Gene Ontology annotation, biological process: transmembrane transport.
AUGGCCGAAGAAAGUCUACAUGUUCCUGAUACUAAUAUCGAUUUUCAUAUCGUUCAGUUGUUUGAACGAUUGGAAACCCUUCGGAGGGAACCCGGUGCGUCUAAACUAUCCAAUUCCCUUCAGGGACGAGCAAGUAUGCAUAACGAACUUCGCAGUUUGGAAUUUUGGAGAUCGAUAACCUCCGAGUGCUUGGCAUCGUUUUUCUAUGUGUUCAUCGUCUGCGGAGCAGCGGCCGGAGCCGGGGUCGGGGCCAGCGUGUCGUCUGUCCUGCUAGCAACGGCGCUCUCGUCCGGAUUCGCUGUCACUGCACUGACCCAGUGCUUCCUGCACGUCUCAGGGGCUCACAUCAACCCGGCGGUAACGAUUUCGCUGGCAGUAACCCGCAUGAUAUCACCACUUCGAGCUAUCCUCUACACGGUGGCACAGUGCGGAGGAUCAAUAGCGGGUGCUGCCCUACUAUAUGGCGUGACGGUACCCGGCUAUCAGGGCAAUCUGCAGGCGGCCGUGUCCCACACGUCCACGCUGGCCGCCUGGGAACGGUUCGGUGUCGAAUUCAUCCUGACCUUCGUCGUGGUGCUGUCCUACCUGAUCUCGACCAAUUCGUACAAGAAGUACUUCGGCUCGUCGGCAAUCGCCAUCGGUGCGGCCUACAGUGCGUGCAGUUUCGUUUCGAUGCCCUAUUUGAACCCAGCACGUUCGUUAGGACCUUCGUUUGUGCUCAACAAAUGGGACAACCACUGGGUUUACUGGGUAGGUCCGCUGAUUGGUGGAGUUGUUUCUGGUCUGCUCCAUGAGUUCAUAUUCAGCACCAAGAAAACUAGCAAAAAAUCAAAAGACGAAGGAGAUUCCAGCAUAAACUCCGAUGAGGACAUCAACUACGACAUGGAUAUUGACAAGCCAGCUCAAAGUGGCAAGUAUCACACGUACCGACCACCAAGUGGGGCCUUGGUUAACCAGCAACGCUACUGCCAAAGCAUCUACACCGCGGAACCAACGUCGAAAACUGAUCGAGUCGAAUCUAUUUACGGAGGAACUAAGUCCAUGUACUGCAAGUCACCUCCGCUUACCCGGGCCAAUCUCAACCGUUCCCAGUCGGUGUACACCAAGAGCAAUACGGCACUGAAUCGUGACUUGAGUAUCCGGCCAGGACCACUAGUGCCGGCUCAAAGCCUAUACCCGCUGAGAGUUACCCAGCCACAAAGCUCUCAUCUACAGAAUCAAAACGUUCAGAACCAACUUCAGCAGAGGUCGGAAAGUAUUUAUGGAAUCCGGAGCUCUAUGCGGCAACCAGCCCCUGUCGAUCGGAUCCCUCAACAGAUGCCACCACAUCCUCAAACCGGAGAACCUCAGGGGUUUCAACCCAUCUACAGUACCCGCACCAAUCCAAACUGUUCGACUGACGCACUAAAGUUUGAUCGAGAACCACGCGAAAACAGUCGAGAUGAUUCCAUGUCUUCUAAGUUUUCUCGCGCAGGACGGCCAGAGUCCAUGUACGGUCAACGCCGAGUUCAGUCAGCUCAGUCCGAUGACAGUUCCUAUGGCUCGUACCAUGGUUCGGGACCCGCUAUCACCCCUCCGACCCGCAAUGCCAGCAAUAGUAGUAGUACCUACAAUGGAGGCUUGAUGUUGCCGAACUACGGUGGGCACGGACCAACCGGAAUGGCACAGGUUCAAGCUACGGAGCGAAAAUCGUCUUCCUCAUCUCAGCAACAGCAACAGCAACAGCAACAGCAGCAGCAGCAGCAUCAUCACCAACAACAACAACAGCAACAGCAAUCGCUGAGAAACCCAACUAGUAUUCAAAAUACAAGUUUACCACCUCCACCACCACAGUUGCAGACACACCAAGCCUACCAAAUGCAUCAAGUCCGGCAGAAUUAG